CCCGUUUCCCAGGCGUCAGUUGCGGCUUCAAUGGCGCGUUCCUGUUUACUGCUCGCACCGGAGCCGGCGGAGCGCGUUGCUGCUGGCGCGGCCCCGCUGAGCGGCGGCGGCCGCCGCCCGGGGCCCCGGGGUUGAUGGGCGGCGGGAUGGGUGAAGGCGGCGAGGCAGCGGCGGAGGUGGGCCCUGGGGCCUGGGGCUGGGGCUUGGGCGCUGGUCGCCUGGCGCUGCUGACGGCGGCCGCCGUGCUGUUGCCCGUGCUGCUGAGCUGGUGGUUGGGCGGGAGACGGGGGCGGCCCGGGGCGCCGGUGGGCCCGAGCCCGGGCCCGGGCGGACACCGCUGGCUUUACUCGGACCUUUUCGGCCGUCCCACCUACUGCAGCGAGUGCGGGCAGGCCGCGCUGCGGGGCUGCUACUGCGACAGCUGCGGAGCCUGCGUGCACCCGGCCUGCCAGGCAGCGGCCGAGCGCCGGCUGCGCUGCAAACAGCGGCUGAGCGCGGCCCGUGGUCCCCCUCGCCACCACUGGCUCCGCGGCAACCUUCCACUCUGCAACCGCUGCGCCGUCUGCGGCCUGCAGUGCGGCUCCCGGCCCUGCCUCUGCGACCAGCGCUGCAUUUGGUGCCAACAGGUCGCCCACGACGACUGCCUGGUCAGGGUGCCCCCCGCCUGCCCCCUCGGACCGCUGCCCCGCGCCGUCGUCCCCCCGCAGUACCUGCACUCGGUGAACCGCAGGCCCCGGGAGCCCACCGACCCGGCGCAGUACAUCUUCACCAGUGUGGAGAACUGGAGCCCAGUGCUGGUCCUCGGCAACAGUCGCAGUGGGAACAACAUGGCCCAGAGUUUGAUGGGUGAAUUCCGCACUAUCCUCAACCCUGUGCAGGUGCUUGAUCUUGGAACUGUGACUCCGUACAAGGCUCUGCAGCUCUGCACCGUCCUACCCAGCCACUCUGCCUGCGUGCUCGUGUGCGGUGGUGACGGAACUGUUGGCUGGGUCCUGGAUGCCAUCGACGAGAUGAAACACAAGGGGCAGGAGCAGUACACCCCACGCGUGGCCAUUCUGCCGCUGGGCACCGGGAACGACCUGUCUCGCAUGCUGGGCUGGGGUGCCGGUUACACUGGUGAUCAGACGGCUGAAGGGAUCCUGCGUCAUGUUCUGGAGGGAGAAGCGGUGAAGCUGGAUCGCUGGAGAGUGCGGAUUACUAAGGGGUUCUACAGCUUCCACCGACCCAAGGUCUUCUCCAUGAACAAUUACUUCUCCAUUGGGCCCGAUGCCCUCAUGGCCUUGAACUUCCACGAGCGUCGGCUGCAGAGCCCCUCUCUAUUUUCCAGCAGGAUCCUUAACAAGGCUGUAUACUUCUUCUAUGGGACCAGAGACUGCCUGAUUCAGACAUGCAAGGACCUGGACAAGAAGAUAGAGGUGGAGCUGGAUGGUGAGCAGAUUUCACUGCCGAAGCUGGAGGGAGUCAUUGUCCUGAACAUCGCCUACUGGGGUGGAGGCUGCCGUCUUUGGGAAGGAACAGGGAGUGAAUUGUAUCCCCCAGCCAGCCACAAUGAUAGCCUGUUGGAAGUGGUGGGAGUGUACGGUUCCUUCCAUUGUGCUCAGAUCCACGUUGGACUGGCCAACCCUGUGCGCCUGGGGCAGGCGCACACAGUCAAGCUGACCUUGAAGAGUUCUGUGAUGCCAAUGCAGGUGGACGGUGAGCCCUGGGUCCAGGGACCAUGCACGAUCCUCAUCAGUCACAAGACCCAGGCAUUGAUGGUUCAAGCCUCAGCUGCGGUGGCAGAGACCAAUGGCGAGCCCGAGGGCAGAGAGGCGUCUCAGCACCCAGGGUAGCUGGAGG
Mobula hypostoma (lesser devil ray) is the source of this 1839-nucleotide messenger RNA. RefSeq names its product diacylglycerol kinase, epsilon (gene dgke). Gene Ontology annotation, molecular function: ATP-dependent diacylglycerol kinase activity. The record is from RefSeq and is a predicted model, not a curated record. Lineage: Eukaryota; Metazoa; Chordata; Chondrichthyes; Myliobatiformes; Myliobatidae. The coding region runs from base 135 to 1832 and encodes 565 amino acids. The transcript has 10 exons.